This is a messenger RNA of Sorghum bicolor (sorghum), 2706 nucleotides long. Its product is annotated as heat shock protein 82. Gene Ontology annotation, molecular function: ATP binding; ATP-dependent protein folding chaperone; ATP hydrolysis activity. The record is from RefSeq and is a predicted model, not a curated record. Bases 296 to 2446 code for a protein of 716 amino acids. The transcript has 2 exons. NCBI's taxonomy places the organism in Eukaryota, Viridiplantae, Streptophyta, Magnoliopsida, Poales, Poaceae. Gene Ontology annotation, cellular component: perinuclear region of cytoplasm; cytosol; protein-containing complex. Gene Ontology annotation, biological process: protein folding; protein stabilization; cellular response to heat.
AUGAGAUGAGGCGAAGGCUCCCGAAGAGCCGCCGGGAAAGCUUGCGAAGACACUGGAACACCUGCGAACUCUCUCCCUCUUCUUGCAGGCGAUCCAUCCACUGCUUGCUCUCAUAUAAAGCAAGCAAGCAAGCAAGCAAGCAAUCUCCAUCGGCGUGUCAGGAAACAAAGCAAGCAAGCAAGCAUCGCACGAACGAUCCAUCCAUUCAUCGCCUCUCUCUGUCUCUCUUUCAGCAACAAGAAAGUCUCGUAGGUAGAGAUCAGAGCAAGCACAAGCAGAAGCAGGGCAAUCAAUCAUGGCGUCUGCGGACGUGCACAUGGCCGGCGGCGGCGCGGAGACGGAGACCUUCGCGUUCCAGGCCGAGAUCAACCAGCUGCUCUCCCUCAUCAUCAACACUUUCUACUCCAACAAGGAGAUCUUCCUCAGGGAGCUCAUCUCCAACGCAUCAGAUGCGCUUGACAAGAUCCGGUUCGAGAGCCUGACGGACAAGUCGAAGCUGGACGCGCAGCCGGAGCUCUUCAUCCGGCUGGUCCCAGACAAGGCAACCAAGACGCUGUCCAUCAUCGACUCCGGCGUGGGGAUGACCAAAUCCGACCUCGUCAACAACCUGGGCACCAUCGCGCGGUCAGGCACCAAGGAGUUCAUGGAGGCGCUGGCGGCGGGCGCCACCGACGUGUCCAUGAUCGGCCAGUUCGGGGUCGGCUUCUACUCCGCCUACCUCGUCGCCGACAAGGUCGUCGUCACCACCAAGCACAACGACGACGACCAGUACGUCUGGGAGUCUCAGGCCGGUGGCUCCUUCACCGUCACGCUCGACACCACCGGGGAACGGCUUGGUCGCGGCACCAAGAUCACGCUGUUUCUCAAGGACGAUCAGCUCGAGUACCUCGAGGAGCGACGCCUCAAGGAUCUCGUCAAGAAGCACUCGGAGUUCAUCAGCUACCCCAUCUACCUCUGGACCGAGAAGACCACCGAGAAGGAGAUCAGCGACGACGAGGAUGACGAGGACAAGAAGGAGGGCGACGUCGAGGAGGUUGACGACGACGACGGCGACAAGGACGACAAGGACUCCAAGACGACGAAGAAGAAGAAGAAGGUGAAGGAGGUGACGCACGAGUGGGUGCAGAUCAACAAGCAGAAGCCCAUCUGGCUGCGAAAGCCCGAGGAGAUCACGCGCGAGGAGUACGCCUCCUUCUACAAGUCGCUGACCAACGACUGGGAGGACCACCUCGCCGUGAAGCACUUCGCCGUGGAAGGGCAGCUGGAGUUCAAGGCCAUCCUGUUCGUGCCCCGCCGCGCGCCAUUCGACCUCUUCGACACCCGCAAGAAGCUCAACAACAUCAAGCUCUACGUCCGCCGCGUCUUCAUCAUGGACAACUGCGAGGAGCUCAUCCCGGAGUGGCUGGGCUUCGUCAAGGGCGUCGUCGACUCCGACGACCUGCCGCUCAACAUCUCCCGCGAGACGCUGCAGCAGAACAAGAUCCUCAAGGUGAUCCGCAAGAACCUCGUCAAGAAGUGCAUCGAGAUGUUCUUCGAGAUCGCCGAGAACAAGGACGACUACGCCAAGUUCUACGACGCCUUCUCCAAGAACAUCAAGCUGGGCAUCCAUGAGGACUCGCAGAACCGCGCCAAGCUCGCCGACCUGCUCCGCUACCACUCCACCAAGAGCGGCGACGAGAUGACGAGCCUCAAGGACUACGUCACGCGCAUGAAGGAAGGGCAGAAGGACAUCUACUACAUCACCGGCGAGAGCAAGAAAGCCGUCGAGAACUCGCCGUUCCUGGAGCGGCUCAAGAAGAAAGGAUACGAGGUGCUCUUCAUGGUGGACGCCAUCGACGAGUACGCCGUCGGGCAGCUCAAGGAGUACGACGGCAAGAAGCUGGUGUCGGCCACCAAGGAGGGUCUCAAGCUCGACGACGACGACGAGGAGGCCAAGAAGCGCCGGGAGGAGCGCAAGAAGCAGUUCGAGGAUCUCUGCAAGGUGAUCAAGGACAUCCUUGGUGACCGCGUCGAGAAGGUGGUGGUGUCGGACCGCAUCGUCGACUCGCCGUGCUGCCUCGUCACCGGCGAGUACGGCUGGACGGCCAACAUGGAGCGGAUCAUGAAGGCGCAGGCGCUGCGGGACAGCAGCAUGAGCGCCUACAUGUCCUCCAAGAAGACCAUGGAGAUCAACCCGGACAACGGCAUCAUGGAGGAGCUCCGGAAACGCGCCGAGGCCGACCGGAACGACAAGUCCGUCAAGGACCUCGUGCUGCUGCUCUUCGAGACGGCGCUGCUCACCUCCGGGUUCAGCCUCGACGACCCCAACACGUUCGCCGCGAGGAUCCAUAGGAUGCUCAAGCUCGGCCUCAACAUUGACGAGGAUGCUGCUGCCGACGAGGACGCUGACAUGCCUGCGCUUGAAGAGGGCGCCGCCGAGGAGAGCAAGAUGGAGGAGGUCGACUGAUGAGGGGUCUGUCCGUUUGAGGUAGAUCCUUCAUCCAUCCUGCCAAAAUCGAUCGAUCGAUGAGGGUGAUGCCUCUGCUUUGUGUGUCUCUGCGUGUGGGUCCAUCAAGUGUCACUGUUGGUACAGCAGGUCACAGUAUUCAGUAGUAGUAGCUUACCAUGUCUUGUGUCUUGUUCGUGUCACAUUUCGGAUCCGCUGUGUCAUGCCAAUGCUGUGGAACAUAAUAUAAUAAUAAUAUACUCCUGUGAGUUCUCUGCUUC